Messenger RNA from Mya arenaria, 1200 nucleotides. Its product is annotated as notch homolog 2 N-terminal-like protein A. The record is from RefSeq and is a predicted model, not a curated record. The transcript has 10 exons. Gene Ontology annotation, cellular component: protein-containing complex; plasma membrane. Lineage: Eukaryota; Metazoa; Mollusca; Bivalvia; Myida; Myidae. The coding region runs from base 339 to 1100 and encodes 253 amino acids. Gene Ontology annotation, biological process: heterophilic cell-cell adhesion; establishment or maintenance of epithelial cell apical/basal polarity.
UCUGUUACUACGACCAGCACAGAAAAUGUUCUUGCAACGAGGGGUUUACCGGGGAACAGUGCGAGUUGACCAAGUGUCACCAGGGUGCGGACUUCUGUCACGGCUACGGGUAUUGCUAUCGAGACCACGGUGGCGAUAAAUGUAAAUGUUUUGAUGGGUUCCUCGGAGACCGGUGUGAAAAGGAAAUAUGUUUGCGGAGUGAAUGUAGUAACAAUGGUAACUGUUUCAAGAUCAACGGUCACGUGACGUGUGAAUGCGAACAUGGCUACUUUGGACAUGUCUGUGCCAAUGAUCCUUGUAGCAACGUUACUUGUCAAAAUAACGGGACGUGUCACAAAAUGUCACAUGAACCAUUCUUCCAAUGCCGAUGUAACCAGGACUAUCGGGGACAAUUCUGUGAAGUUUACGACCCAUGUCAACACAACUACUGUAAAAAUGGAGGAACAUGUGUACAACAUGCGGAUGGCUCCAGGGGCUAUACAUGUCAAUGCCGUGACCAUUAUCUUGGAGAACACUGUGAAUUUCACCCCUGUUUAAACAUUCAUUGCCAAAAUGGUGGAUCCUGUGUACCGUUGGACGGUGGUAGAAGCGUUAGUUGUGUGUGCCCUCCGGAGUUUAUAGGCCACCAUUGUCAGUACACAACUACCACAACGACCACCACCACAACGACCACCACUACACCGCCUACUACGACUGCAUACAUUGGAUACCUCCACUGCAACAAGUACUCAACCGUGGCGGACCUCGCCCACACAGCACCAGUAACCAAUCAGAACGCGUCUGAGUGUGUACACUCGCAAAGUCACGCCUCCUCAGAAGCCCUGGUAAUGCAUGAUUGUAAUGUAACCACACCAGAUACUUGGCAAAAAGGAAGGAAGAUCGUUGGUAACUGUGCGUCUAUCCCAGCCUAUACUGCCAUUGGGACAUUUGCCAGUGACGCAUUCCCGACUGGACAGGGUCUUGCCGGGAUAUUUCUGGAAUGCCUACCCAAUGGAUUUAAGGUGGCGUUACAGACAUGUGACCACUCAUCUAAGAUAAUACAUAUCGAAACAGGAGGGGUUGGUUUGUUGGAUCCGAAAAUGUACUUCACCAUUCAGUAAACACUAACUCUCUGGGCUAAAAUAUAUAACUUCACUGCUGUUAAACCAUUAUUUGAUUUUGCUAGAUGCUAUCAUAUGCAAUAAAUUACACGAAUAUGGA